AAACACUUUCGUUACCAAUUUUCCUUACAAUCCGCCAUGAAAACCGAACCUGAAGCUUUCAUCUUCAACCCUAAACACAACUCACAACAAGUUCUCCAAAUCCUCAAAGCUCUCAAACAAGCUUCACACCAACUCUACCAAAACCCCAACACAACAUUUUCCAACUCACCCGCCAUUAAAGCUCUUCUGGAGCUCGAACACGAAUCAGACUCCAUCCUCUCCAACGAUCCUCACCUAACGCCGUUAUCCACUCACCUAACCGCUCUCAAAACACUCAUAAACUCGCCGGUUCAACGCCACAAUGGACUCAAAUCGUUCAUCACCCGCCGAGUCAACUCACACGAGAUUUCAAAACUCGCAGGUUCAAUCGAGUCGGAGAUUGACCGGUGGAUCGGUCGAGAGCUUGUUGAAACCCUAACGCAAACGCUCCGUAGAGGUUACGAACUUAAAGAGGAGGUGUUGAUCGAUUUAAUCGAACAAUUCGAAGAACGAAUUGCUCGAGGUUUUGAUCGAGAUCUACAGGAUUCGAUCCUUAGAUCGAAGGUGUUCAACGAACUUGAAUCGAUUUUGUGCGAUUCAAUAAGUAAUGGUAAGUACUCGAACCACUCGAAGAAUGUUCGAGAAGCUGCAGCGUUUGCGAUAACCGAACUGAUUAGAUUCAACAAGGAUGUGUUCGUAGGUCAAGUUCUAAUCGGAGAAACCGAAAUUAUUCAUGCGUUAAUUGAAUUAUCGUCGGUUAGAUCGUUACAAGCCCUAGGUAUGCUAAUUAGGUUAAUUAAAAGUCCUAUAGUUGAUGAGAUAGAAUCGAACGGUGAAAUCGUGAAUAUAAUAGACUUACUGACGUGUGACGAGAUGUCGGUUGGAGCAAUGGCGAUGGAGUGCGUGAUGGAGAUCGGUUAUUUUGGUAGGAAAGAGGCGGUUGAGGCGAUGUUGAAGGCGGAUUUGGUAAAGAAGCUUGUGGAAUUGCAGCGAAAUGAGAUGCGAGGUGUCGUGACGGAUGUUAAAGGACCGUGUCCUGUGAGGACGAGCGAGAACAAUAAUAAUAUUGAGAGGCGUCCGUUUUCGAGCUGUGUGGCGAGAUUUGCGGUGCAGUUGGAGGUGGGUGAAGGGUUGAGGCAACGGGAGAAACGCGCGUUGAAGCAGGAAGUGUUGAAGAGAGUUAGAGAUGCUUGUGUUUGUGAAGCGGAAGCUGCUACUAUUAUUGCAGAGGUUUUGUGGGGUGCUUCACCUUGAUUUUGAUGAAAUGGUCUGGGUGUUUUGUACAGUGUUGUUGGCAUAUUCUUUAGAAAUCAAGAUUCAUAUGUACAGAAGAUUAGAUUUUGUUCAUUCGGGUUCAACCCAUGGUUUUUUAGUUAUUUGUUCGUGUUUUGAAUUUUGAUCA
Molecule: messenger RNA, 1381 nt
Organism: Helianthus annuus (common sunflower)
Lineage: Eukaryota; Viridiplantae; Streptophyta; Magnoliopsida; Asterales; Asteraceae
Exons: 2
Coding region: 37-1233 (398 amino acids)
Source: RefSeq, a predicted model, not a curated record